Halichondria panicea is the source of this 4845-nucleotide messenger RNA. RefSeq lists its product as uncharacterized. The record is from RefSeq and is a predicted model, not a curated record. Lineage: Eukaryota; Metazoa; Porifera; Demospongiae; Suberitida; Halichondriidae. The transcript has a single exon. The coding region runs from base 607 to 4341 and encodes 1244 amino acids.
UGUUCAUUAGCCAACCUUUAAUAGUUCCAAUCAUUGAACAGAUAAAAAUAACAACACCUGUUUGCAAAAUGCCUUGAUGCAGAAUACAUUACAAUUUAGUCUCACGAUACCAGACGGUUCUCAUUAGCAAUCUCUCUCUCACACACUAUGAGACCAACUGGUGUCACGAGGGUAGGUAUAUAUGGAGUGUAGAGCCGGAAUAUAUUUGCCACGGCACCUGCACAAGCUCAGUGAUUCAUCAAGACUUACUGGCAAUCGUGAUCUCAAGCAACUUUCACCACUCUAUACAAAACAUAUAAUCAUAAUAAUAUAAUUAUACAGAUUAGCUAAUUCCGGCAAGUGUCGCUCAAGUGCAUUAAAAGCACUUCCAGUGCGACAUGCAUGCAAGAAUUAUAUAUUCUGAUUACAUGUACCCUAUAGGCUAUAGUAAGGUACAAUCCGUCUCAAAACUACAAUCAAAAGCAUCCACAAUUUCAAGCAAUGUACAAUGUACACAAUGAAAGUAAAUGCUAGUUCUAAAAGUAACCAACAACAGUGCGACAAAUAUUAAUAAGCGUUUACGUUCACGCAUAAUUAUAGACAAAAGCAGUAUCAAAGAGUAUUACAAUGGAAACUUGUUACCUGAGUCUGCUGUCUCUACUAGUAUGUGCAGUUUGUCAAGGGGUGGCAGAAAAAAGGGACAAGCAAAUUUGUGUUGUUACGGACAAAAACUCAACAAAUCCAUCGUGUCACACCUUGAGAUACUACAUGAGAAACAGCUCAUUUUUCUUCACAAGUAACUCUACAUUCCUAUUUGAGCCAGGUGAACACUUAACCAAUUUCAACUCUUCGCUAGUGAUUCAGAAUGUUUCAGGACUUGUGCUUAGAGGACAGAAUGCUACUAUACAGUGCAACAAAUACCAAAACUACUUCAAGUUUAACAAUGUUUCAGAGCUCUCUAUUCAUGGGCUAAAAUUCUGUGAAUGUGGUCAGAAAUCCACAAACUGGACAAUUGGCUAUUCAACUCUCAUGGUUUCAAACAGCACAAAUUUGAACAUAUCUGAGGUAACUAUUUCUAAAUCAGAAUAUCAAGGAAUACUGGUUAGUAAUGUGCUUGGUUUGACUUCAAUAGUAAAUUCAUGCAUCGUAGAGAGCCGCACGAAUCGGUACAAAAAGCUCGACAAAUACCCAGCAAAUGCCAUAUAUUACAGUAAUUGUGGCAACAACAACUCGUCAUUGAUUGUUUUAGAUACUACACUCGAGCUAAACGAGAAUUCUAAAACUGGCAAGCAUGAUAGGAUAAAUCAUCAAGCAAUUGACUAUCCAUUUGCAGCAGGUUUGACGGUAGUGAUUAAGUGUUCGAAUGUAGCUGUCAUUUUGGACAAUAUAACUGCUGACGGGAACAUUGGAGGGGAUGGUGGUAAUCUUGCCAUUGUGUUUCACACAUCCGAGUUAUUCAUAUCGCAUCACGUUGUAAUAAAUAACUCUCAUAUAUCCAACGGUACAGGUAUUGAAGGUGGUGGUCUCUUUGUGUCCAUUGUUGAACCACAGGUUCAGCGAAAUGAAACUCCGAUUUUGGAAAACAAUCAUACCAUUCUCUCAAUCAUAAACACAGAGUUUACAAACAAUACUGCUUUGUAUCUGGGUGGUGCAGUUGGGAUACGUCAGAAAGGGUCCAAUACGUCAAUAUUCACUGGUAACAUUAGAAUAGAGAAUUGCAAUUUUACAAGCAACUCUCUAAAAAAAGGAGGAUACGGUGGUACAGCUAUUAACUAUUUGAACUUCAUCGUCACUCAAGUUGAUCAGCACAUUAGUCCACAAUUUAGGGCAUUUGUAACUAACUGUACUUUUCGUUGGAAUCACGUCCAAAAAAACUCGAGAAUGUCAGCUGGAAGUUCAGUGAUAUUUGUGAAGACAAACCCAUAUUUUAGACUACAAGAUGUUGUGAUCGAUUCUAAUUUUGCAUCAGCCAUUCUUGGUUUGCAAAGCAACAUUGUUUUAGGAGGAAAUGUUACUCUAACCAAUAACAGAGCUCAGAGCGGAGGGGGAAUACUUCUUUGCCAGAAUGCUGUCUUGUACUUGGAAGAUGGCGUGAAUGUACUGAUUUCUGGCAACCAUGCUCAUUAUGCUGGUGGGGGGAUUGCAGUUGAAUCUAUCUGUUUGGAAUCAAAACCUAUAUGUUUCUUUCAAUUUGUUUCACCUGAGCCGAGACAAUAUACUGAUAUAAAGAUUUAUUUGCAUGAUAAUCAAGCACAUCAUGCUGGAGACAAUCUAUACGGUGGAUCUGUGGAAUAUUGCUAUUUGAUAGAAAGCUCAACUCACGGCCUCCUAGCUAAUCACAGUUUGCCUGUGUUUCAAGAAAUCUUCGAAAUAUACCCUGAAGGGGCUGGUUUGCCUUAUGUGACCUCUCCACCUGAUCAUGUGUGCAUUUGCAUCGAUAAUGUUCCUGACUGUAACAGAACUGAAUACAUUUUCCCCGAGCCGGUUUACCCUGGUCAACCGUUCAAUUUGACAGUCAUUCUUGCUGGUCAGUUGGAUGGAUCUAUUCCAGGUAUUAUUUCAGCAAACCUGGAGAAUUUUAACCGAAAGAAAGUUUCCCUUCUAAGAGACUACCAAGUUCAAAAACUAAACAGCUCCAAUUGCACCACAGUGAAGUAUGAGAUUUACUCGAGCGAAACUGAAACUAAUGUUACCUUGAGACUUGUUGCAGCACAGCAAGGAGACAUCAGUGUAACUGAAUAUUUACGUCAAUAUAGAGAGCUUAAGGUAAAGGUACUGAUUUCGAAGUGCCCGAAAGGUUUUAACCUUUCAGAAGGAGAAAAUGGCUUCACUUGUAGUUGCGAAAAAUUGUUCACGCAAGCUAAAAUACACUGCUAUAUAAAACACCAGACACUCGAGGUCCCUCGAAACACUUGGAUAGGUUACUUCAAUGAUUCUAGUACAUUUGUUCCCCAGGAAACAUAUGUAGUAGUCAAUUACUGUCCACAAGAAUUUUGUAAACAAAAAACCAUGAAUAUUACCACAACACUAAUUGACUUUGACCAGCGGGAUCAAUGCCAGGAAAACCGACAGGGAAUUAUGUGUGGAGAAUGCUCAGAAAAUUAUAGUGUAAAUUUAGGAGGAAGUCACUGUAAGCGAUGCUCAAAUCAUUGGUUGUGGACAAUUCUUCUCUAUGGUCUAAGUGGCAUUUUUCUUGUUUUCCUACUCAUGCUAGUUGAUGUCACAGUGGCAGACGGAACGAUAAAUGGGCUCAUCUUUUACGCAAAUAUUAUUCAAGCGAAUUAUGAAGAUAUAUUUACCUCACAAGUUAGCAAGUAUUCGUUUACAAAACCUUUGAAAGUGUUCGUUGGCUGGCUCAGUUUUGCAAAUGGUGUGGAGAAAUGCUUUUUCAAUGGAAUGACCGAGUAUCACAAAGCCUGGAUCCAGUUUGCUUUUCCAGCCUAUAUUUGGAUAAUACUGGGUGCUAUUACACUAUUAAGCAGACGAUAUGCCAUUGCAGUGCGGAUAAUUGGAAAGAAUACAGUGAAAGUGUUUGCUACUCUUAUUUUGCUUUCAUAUUCUAAUUUAAUCCUUGCCAUCAUGGAUGGAAUUGAUAGCACGCUUAUUGAUGCGUCUAACAAUAAGCAGUACCAAGUCUGGUCGAAAAAUGGCAAUAUCCAGUUCCUCCACGGAAUACACAUACCUCUGUUUGUGUUCUGUGUAUGUCUAUUAAUUGUCUGUGUGCCAUUCACGCUAUCGCUUUUGUUCAUACAGAUUCUCGAACGAUACUCUCAUCUGCGAAUAUUUUGGUUUGUCCGUAAGUUGAAACCUCUGUUUGAUGCUUAUACAGGACCAUAUGUCGACAAUGCCCGAUUUUGGACUGGAUUUUUACUGCUGAUUCGAAUAGGUAUCUUUUUUGCAGCAAAACGCAGAGGAAAACUACACGAUGACGCAAACUUGACCAUUACCAUAGCUCUACUAUUUGUUGUCCUUUGUACAUCAUUCUUGCUUCGUAAUGGUAUCUACAAGAGAGGGAUGGUUCAAAUCCUUGAAGCAUCAUUAUUACUCAACCUUUCCUUCGUCUUUAUUGUAUCUGAAUACCUACAUGUCCAUCAGAAGAAAAAGGCUGUUAUUAUCCCAAUUCUCAUAGGAAUCGCAUUUGCAACUUUUUUUCUCGUUGUCAUAUAUCACAUAUUGAAAAAGAUUUAUUCGAUAUCUUGUGUUCAGAUAUGUCUGGGCACACUAAAGGAAAGAGUGACAAGACAAUGGCCAUAUGAACGUCUAAUCGGGUCACAGAAAAACUCAUCUGCCACAACCUUCACACCCACAAUUAAUGAAUUUACUGAAGAUCGUGAGCCGUUGCUAGCAAAAGCUAACAAGUAGUUUAUUUACGUGUACACUGUAUGUCUAACCCACUUUCAGUUUAUAUACCUCUUUUGCUUACGUUAAUUAUCCAUCCAUUUCCCAUUUGACAUUUAUUUUUAUUAUCAGAACACAAUCAGUUUCAGUUUUACAUGAAUUCACUGCCAUAAUAUAUAAUAAUUUAUGGUCUUUAGAUCUAGGUGUCAGAAUGGCUUUAGGCUUCUUACAAAAUUGGGCAUUCACAAAAUCAGCUAUCACUGGGCAGAUAAUUAUGACUCUAGAUCUGAUAAUACUACACUGUCACUUCUUUCUGUCCUCAAAGCACUAACAAUAAUUAUCAUCCCCUAUGGACUGUAACACUAACAGAGUCGCGAUAUUUGUAUAUUAACUUUGUCUAGAUUUAUCUUUAUGUAUACGCAUACUGCAUAUUUUUUCAAUUGCUGUUUUUCAGGGCUGCACUUUGUCGAUAUUGACUAUAAUUAUUGAUAGUCGUAACAGUAGUUAUUAUGGAAACACUCACGCUCA